CUGACUGAAUAUCAGCCCCCCCAAAGACAUUUUAGGCUGCAACAAUCCCAGAAUCCCCCGGGAUGUGAUGCAUUUUGAGAUGUUUUUAGACUUUUUUUGCAAUUAAAUUGCAGGAGAGAGUUAAAAAAUUACAACUUGUUCCACUGAGGAAGGGAUCGGGAAGGGUACACUGGAGCUGGAGGGAGCGCAAUGUGCUAUUUUUGCUAUUUGGGGAUUAUGCAAUCAUUAAACUUACUAUUGAUGUAGGACGAUGAUUUGUGUAUGUGAAUCACUAAUUCACUUUAAAAAGGAUACUGCUGUUCUUGAGGUCAUAUUUCUAACUCUUGCUUUGAUUUUCUCAAAUGAAAUCCAUAAAAGUAUAAAGUUUACUAAAUAAACGGUGAAAUGAACCGAAGGGAAACAACCCAACCACACCGGCCAGGUAGCCCCUCCUCCAGCGGGCACCACGCCCCACCUCUGUGACUGCGAGGCGGGCGACCUGAGCGGGGCUGAGCGCCUCACCUGGCUCACCUUACAGCCGCUCUGAAACUCAAUGCCACGGCACAAAGGCUCCGGGAAAUAAGCGCUUACUGUCAGAGACCUGAGCGUCUCUUCGGAGCCACACACUGUAUGUUGACAUGGAACCGGUGUACCGGGGUCUGGGCCGCUGUGUGUGCUGUUUCUGGCUCGCAGUAGCCUUUGACAUUGUGGGACUGCUGGUGCUCCUCAUCGGGGUGUUUGUGAACGUGUUCUUCUACGACCUGCUCAUCUACGCGGGCGCCAUCGUCAUCUUCCUCAGCCUCAUCUGGUGGGUGUUCUGGUACUCCGGGAACAUCGAGGUGCCCCCGGCGGAGCUGGAGGAUGAUGUCGGGUUACUGAAGAAGGGCAAGGGCGGUUUGAGCGGCAUCGGCGGGGCGGUGAGGCGCCUCUCCAGCCGCGUGUCCAGCGGAAUCAGGAGCUCGUUGCGUAGGAACGGAGGACCGUCCGGUGCCAGCGCGGGUCGCGGGCGCAGGUCACAGGCCGGUGGGCCGCCGGUGGCCCCGCGGGCGGAGCAGGUGGUCGUUGCCAUGGCAACGAUAGCUCCGCAGGAGGAUACCCCGCACACUGCUGUGUCCUCAGUGGCGGGCUGUGACGUCGAGAUGCCGCACACAACAACAGAGACUUCACCUACGUAGUGUGGGCCCACAGACCUCAGAUCAGAUCAGAGCCAGCCACAGUGUCUUCACUUGACCCCAUUCGAUGCUCAGCUUUUCUACUGUUUGUAUGUUUAAUGAGAAAUGAUUAAUACUUGAUGAUGAUAUCUGGAUGGAGUGUUAGCAGUUGCCUUUAUUAAAUGUGUUGUUCUAAUGUAUAUUUUCCUAAUAAAUGUUUUAAUCAGUA
Molecule: messenger RNA, 1359 nt
Organism: Dicentrarchus labrax (European seabass)
Lineage: Eukaryota; Metazoa; Chordata; Actinopteri; Moronidae
Product: transmembrane protein 238-like
Exons: 2
Coding region: 618-1154 (178 amino acids)
Source: RefSeq, a predicted model, not a curated record